AUGGACUUGCCUUCGCUUCCAAUUGCCAUCGACCCAGUGGCUUUGGUGACCACAGAAUGCAUAACCGUCACCUCGUCCAUGCGCAAGCAUGCCCGCUGGGCACACUCCUCCGUCUCCGCCAUCUUGGGCGGCAAUGGAGCAUCUCGCGUCUAUGAACGGGACACAUCUGCUCCCCCAAGCCCUAAUCCUCGCAAGACCGGUCCACUGAUACGGAACGAAGAUGAUCACGUCCUGGCUAAUCGUUGGGGUCUGCGAGGGAAGAAGGGGAAGAGUAUGCAGGACAAUCCAUUGAUAUCGGCAUUUACACGACUCAGAAGCGAUCUCAAAGGAUGCAAAGAUAUCAGGACGUUUGAUACCCCGGCUUUACUGCACCCGUUUUUACAGGUCGUCCGUUCCUCCUCAACCUCUGCCACAAUCACCUCAAUCGCCCUGGUCUCGAUUACCAAGUUCUUUUCCUACAAUAUCGUCAACACAAACUCCCCGCGACUCUCUAUGGCGAUGCAGCUACUUUCGGCUGCCAUCACGCACUGCCGGUUCGAAGCGAGUGAUUCUUCGGCGGACGAGAUUGUCUUAUUGAGGAUUCUCAAGUUGAUGGAAGGCAUACUUUCGCGGCCCGAGGGCGAGCUGCUAGGCGAUGAAAGUGUUUGUGAAAUGAUGGAGACCGGUCUGAGCAUGUGCUGCCAAGGCCGUCUGUCAGAGGUACUACGAAGAUCUGCGGAAAUGGCAAUGGUGAAAAUGUGCCAGGUGAUCUUCAUGCGUCUGUCGCAUUUGGAUGAGAACAUGGCCGCAGGACCUGACCCCUUCGCUGGCGAAGAUACAAAAAAUGAUCCAUUGUCGCGUUUGAAGAUGGACCCCUCUGUCAACGGGGACACCGUGACGUCGCAGCACCUAUCAGCUAUUAGUGCAGAUACAGUAGCAGACCGAAACAGCACUAGCCGGGAGGGAACACCCGACCCGGCCGGUAGUUCCAGCGCUCCUGCUGCUGCUGCACCUCCAAGUCCAACCGACGACCCGGAGGCAGAAGUCCAGCCAUAUUCUCUGCCGUCUAUCAGGGAAUUGUUCCGUGUCUUGAUCGACCUCUUGGAUCCCCAUAACCGGCAGCAUACCGAUGCCAUGAGGGUGAUGGCCCUUCGUAUCAUCGAUGUUGCAUUAGAGGUAGCAGGUCCCUCGAUUUCUCGACACCCCAGUUUGGCAGCCUUGGCCAAGGAUGACCUUUGUCGUUACCUCUUCCAGUUGGUCAGGUCGGAGCAUAUUGCAAUCUUGACCGGCUCGCUGAGAGUUGCUGGUACCUUGUUGUCGACUUGCCGACCCGUUCUGAAACUGCAGCAAGAACUUUAUAUCUCUUACCUUGUGGCAUGUCUACAUCCUCGCGUUGAAAUACCGCGAGAGCCAGGAAUCGACCCAUCGCUCUACGAAGGCAUUCCCCAAUCGCCGAAAUUGGUCAAACAGCCCGCUUCACAGACGAAUAGCGGAAGAUCUACACCUGUUCCCGUCAAAGACCGACAAAAGCUAGGACUUGAAGGGGGAGCGAGAAGGCCCGAAGCUCGAGAAGCUAUGGUUGAAAGCAUUGGUGUCUUGUCACGGAUACCUAGCUUUAUGGUUGAACUUUUCGUUAACUACGACUGCGAGGUGGACCGAGCGGACUUAUGCGAAGACAUGAUCGGUCUUCUCUCUCGGAAUGCAUUCCCAGAUUCUGCCACUUGGAGCACUACUAAUGUUCCACCGCUAUGUCUUGAUGCUCUUUUGGGCUAUGUGCAAUUUGUCUACGACAGGUUAGAUGAUGAGCCAGUCCAGGGUGACUAUCCGCCGCAAGAGCGCCUGCGGAAGCAACGCGAGACCAAGAAACUUAUCAUCAAGGGCGCCCAGAUCUUUAAUGAGGAUCCCAAGAAAGGAAUCUCUUUCCUUUCGGGACAUGGUGUGAUUGAGGAUGUGAAAAACCCUGUCCUUGUCGCUCGGUUCUUGAAAGGAACUUCUAGACUGUCGAAGAAAGUUCUCGGAGAGUACAUCUCUAAGCGCGGCAAUGAAGAAUUACUAGGCGCUUUCGUGGAUUUGCUUGACUUUUCGGGCCGCAAUGCGGUCGAAGCACUGCGAGAGCUGCUGAGUUCGUUCCGUUUGCCCGGCGAGUCACCUCUCAUUGAACGAAUUGUUACGAUCUUCUCGGAACAUUACGUCGACAAAGUACAGCCCGAGGGCAUUGCUGACAAGGAUGCACUCUACAUCCUGACGUACGCCAUCAUCAUGCUGAAUACCGAUCAAUAUAACCCCAACGUCAAGCCACAAAAUCGCAUGACAUUUACCGGGUUCGCAAGAAACCUGCGUGGUGUCAAUGGCGGAGGGGACUUUGCAGAGGAAUUCCUCCAAGAGAUCUUUGAUUCCAUUAAGACCAACGAGAUCAUUUUACCCGAUGAACACGAAAACAAGCAUGCCUUUGACUAUGCGUGGAAGGAACUGUUGUUGAAGUCUUCAUCUACCGGCGAAAUGGUUACUGGAGAGACUAACUUGUUUGACGCUGAGAUGUUCGAGGCCACAUGGAAGCCAGUGAUUGCUACCCUUUCAUAUGUUUUCAUGUCCGCAUCAGAUGAUGCUGUGUACUCUCGUGUGGUCAAUGGUUUCGACCAAUGUGCGCAAAUUGCCGCUCGUUAUGGCUUGACUGAGGCGUUUGACCGCAUCGUCUUCUCUCUCGCUUCGAUCAGCACUCUAUCUACCGGCAAGCCCCCCAGCACAGCCCUCAACACGGAAGUUCAAGCGGGUAAGAAGAGCGUGAUGGUCAGCGAGUUGGCGGUCAAGUUUGGCAGAGACUUCAGAGCACAAUUAGCCACCGUGGUACUUUUCCGGGUCCUCGCAUCGAACGAGGCCACUGUCAAACAAGGAUGGGAGCAUAUCGUACGCAUAUUGUCCAAUCUGUUUAUCAAUUCUCUCAUUCCGCCAUUCGACGCUCAGCUUACGUCCGAGCUUGAGAUUUCCCCAAUCCCGCUGCAGCCACCAUCGCAAGUUGUCGAUCGGGAUGGACGAAGCAAUGAUACCGGAAUAUUGUCCGCCUUCACAUCUUAUCUUUCCAGUUAUGCGGCGGAUGAUCCCCCGGAGCCUUCCGACGAGGAACUUGACAAUACACUCUGCACAGUCGAUUGCGUGACAUCGUGCUCGAUACCCGACAUCCUGAAAAAUAUCAAAACUCUUCCCUUGUCUUCCUUGGAGACACUUGUUGAGGCUUUACUGUCUCUGCUCCCCGAAGAAAAUGCGCCAGCAGUCAUUGUUGUGAAAUCCGAACGGCCGACACCCACAUCAAGAAUCGGAAACAAUAGGACUGACCCUAAUCAGCCCAAAUACGACCCAUCAAUGAUAUUUGUCCUCGAGUUAGCCACCGUGCUCACCCUCCGAGACGAUAAGACUUUGGAAGUACUUGGAGAAAACCUCGCAACAACCCUCCAAACACUGGUUCGCGAUGCGAAAAACCUCCAUCCAUUGGCUGUAUCUCGCGUUGUUUCUUACCUACUCAAUUUGUUGCGACUUAGCCAUGUAUGUAUCACCCUCAACGGUGUCUGUCACGAGACCUUCAAACUAAUGAAACCCCAGGAUCAACAAUUUAUGCGGGUCCCAGUUGUGCUCCAUGCUAUCUCCGGAUUUGACCAGGAUAUACUGGAAACCGUGGCUACAGCCACGGUCAAGGGCCUGUCCAGAUGCAUUACUCACACCGGUCGUCUCAGGAAUGAGAUCACCAUAUCUCCAGACUUCUGGUCAAUCUUACAAAGACUUCAUCAAUAUGAGGCAGUCGCGCCCCUUGUCUUCGAUCUCCUGCAAAGUAUUGUGGAUUCAAUGCCAGGUAUCAUCACCGCUGAUAACUACGAGUUUGUGGUCAGUUUGGCCAACGACUUUGUCAGUGCUGGUCGCGUGGGAUCCAUCGAGGAACGACACAGGGAUGCCCAGGCCCGUCGCAAUAAGAGCAUCAAACAAUCCAAAUCAAGUGAAAACCAAGUCGUCACUCGUGGUGUCAAGGCAAUUGGCCUGAUCUACCAUCUGACUGGACGAGUUCCAGCUCUCAUUAAGCAAUCACACCUCGAAGAGCACGAAGCCUGGGCCGCCUACUGGUCACCUAUCUUCCAAUCUCUGACCAGUCAAUGCAUCAACCCAUGUCGCGAUAUAAGACACCACGCCAUCUCCACACUGCAACGCUCUCUUCUAUCCGCCGAGCUAGUCUCCAGCGAUGAUAGUGAGUGGACUAGCAUUUUCGAUGAAGUCUUAUUCCCGCUUGUGUUGCUCCUUCUGAAGCCUGAGGUCUACCAUUCUGAUCCCGUCGGCAUGAGCGAGACUCGAUUCCAAGCUGCAACAUUGGUCUGCAAGAUCUUCCUGCGAUUCCUUGAUCAGCUUCCAAACCGAGCGGGCAUGCUGCCCCUCUGGCUCAGAAUCCUGGAUAUCCUUGAUCGUAUGAUGAACAGCGGCCAGGGUGAUAGUUUGGCAGAGGCAGUUCCCGAAAGCUUAAAGAACAUUCUCCUAGUCAUGGCUGACGGAGGCUAUCUCAUUCCUCCAUCGCAAGACCCAAGCAAGGAGGAAAUCUGGGUCGAAACUCGCAAGCGUCUUGGUCGCUUUUUGCCUGAUCUCUUUGCCGAGGUGUUCCCUGAUCCUCCUAAGGAAUCUGAACAGUCUCACCAGAGUGCUGCUAUUUCAUCUCCAGUUCAGACCAAUGAGACAGAGCAGAGGAGCGAAGACACGGCGACGCCGCAAGAAAAUGGAGAAACGGAGGCUGCUGUCGCCGAGACUGAAAAACCAGCUCCUUCGCAAGAGGUUGAAGAAGGAUCUACUUAA
Messenger RNA from Penicillium salamii, 4800 nucleotides. Lineage: Eukaryota; Fungi; Ascomycota; Eurotiomycetes; Eurotiales; Aspergillaceae. The record is from the annotation of a GenBank genome assembly.